AUGAGACCCGAUCGGCCUUCGUUUCGGCAGGUCGGCAGGGAGAAGAGGGGGAAGCUGCGCUCCGGGCCGCUCACGGGGCAGCGGACUGGUGCGCCGACGGCUGCCGCAUCGAUUCCGAGCAAGUUUGAGACGACGCUAUGCCCAAACACGGGGGCGCGCAAGGGCUUUGGCUCUUGCGCACACCGCUUCACCGAGGUUGAAAACGACCUGCCCGGACCAGGGUCGUACGAAUCCGCGCGCGCGGCUGUCCGCGAUGAUCGCGUCUACUCGAAGAAAGGCCUCGGUGUCGGCUUUGUGUCCAAGACGCAACGCAAGAGCUUGGUGCCGCGCAACUACACGCCCGCUCCGGGUGCCUAUGAGGACCCGCGGUCCUUCUCACGCGAGCUGCGCUCGCGCUACGCCGCCGGCGGUGGUACAUCGUCCUUCAGGCCACCGUCACAGCGGCCUGUGGAGGCGCCCGAUGCGCUCGAGGCACGGCAGUCUGCCAUCCGAAUGCACGAGCGAUUGAAAGCAGAGGCGCGCGUGGCAGCCGUCGCCAAGGCGGAGGCGCGCCAACAAAUGGGGUUUGCGCAACGCCGCGCUGCGCCACCACAGCCCACCUCGAGGCAGUCCACUCCGGCGCCCGGUCAGUACGAGCCGCGUCGGCUGCCAGAAGGAGGACACCUCGCGUCGUCGGGGCUCCCUGGCCCUGGCCAAUACCAGACCGACCCACCCGCGCUGCAGCGGGCGCUUCCGGCGGAACGGCGCGACACUGCCCUCAUCUCGUCUCCCGCAUUCAUGUCCAACAGCGCGCGAAUCGGAGGGCAGGCGCCAGCGCCAGGAGCUGGGCCGAGUGAGGCUGCGACCGGCGCGGCGCCGGCGGCAGUUGUGAGGACCUACCUGGUGAGCAACGGGACGGAAUGGCUCAUGGAAUGGGGACACGCCAAAUUCGCCGCGUUCCAGCGGAAUUAUCUCACCGUCUACGCCCUCAUGAUCGCCGGCGACUGGCUUCAGGCAAAGCCGGGCCCUUACGUGUACAGGCUGUACGACUACUACGGGCUCGCUCUGUGA
Molecule: messenger RNA, 1050 nt
Organism: Emiliania huxleyi CCMP1516
Lineage: Eukaryota; Haptophyta; Isochrysidales; Noelaerhabdaceae
Exons: 9
Coding region: 1-1050 (349 amino acids)
Biological process (GO): molybdate ion transport
Cellular component (GO): membrane
Molecular function (GO): molybdate ion transmembrane transporter activity
Source: RefSeq, a predicted model, not a curated record